Trichogramma pretiosum is the source of this 1051-nucleotide messenger RNA. RefSeq lists its product as uncharacterized. The record is from RefSeq and is a predicted model, not a curated record. The transcript has 7 exons. Lineage: Eukaryota; Metazoa; Arthropoda; Insecta; Hymenoptera; Trichogrammatidae. Bases 123 to 941 code for a protein of 272 amino acids.
AAAAUUUAAAGCUCAAGGAGGAACUUGAUGCUCAAAAACAAAAACUAGUCAAUCAAAGUACAAUAAUUAAUGAAUUGAAUCGUAAAGUCACAACAAUUAGUCAAGAAGAAGAAAAAGUUGAAAUGGACUUGAAGCAAAUCAGUAAAGAAAUUGAUAAUCUGAUUAAAGAGAAUGAAACUUUGGAUAAUAACUGUUAUCAAGAAGAUCAAAAUAAUUCAAUUAAUCUAACAAAACUACAAGAAAAUUUGAAAGAUUCUAAAAAUAAAUUAUCUUCUAUGAAAAAUAAAGAAAGUCAGGCUACUAAUGUUUUACAAAAAAAGAUUGCUGAACUUAUGAAUGCUAUAAAGAAGAAUGAAGGGAUAGAGGAAAAAUUAGAAAAAGUAGAAGCAGAAAAGCACGAUGAGGAAGAUAAAAUAGAGAAGCUUUCUCAAAAUUUUAUGAAUACCAAAAAAGAAUUUGAUGAAAAAUUGAAAAUUACUGAGACAAACAUAAGUAAUGUAAAAAAUAAAAUAAGUGAUGUAGAGAAAAUAAUUAGUGCAUCAGAAGACAAGUUCAAAAUGUUAGAGAAAGAAAUUGAGGAAUUGAAUGAAAAAUUAAAAGCAAAAAAAGAUGCUGAAGAACGUUUGGCUGCAACAGCUCAAGAGUUCAAGCAACAAGCGUUACCUAAUAUUUUUCCAUCUAGGACUGAAAAUGAGCAAGAUAAACAAAAAAGUAGAAAAAAAUUAUACACUCCAACGUUAGGAGACGACGAUUUGGACAUUGACUCAUUACCAAUAGAAGAACAGUUAACACAGUUGACGCAAUCAUCUACAUCUUCAUCUCCAGACAAAAGCCGAAAAUUCUUCAAAAGCAGUUCCUUGUCCCAAUCGUCCCAAAAGUCUGUGACAAGUAAACCAGAAGCUACACCUAGAGGUAGGGGAAGAGGCAAAAAAAAUAAUUGAAGCUCCACCAAUGUUCACACUAAUUUGUAACUUCAGUAUGCAGUAUGCAUACAUUACGAGAGAAGCUUUUGUUCCAAACCGAUUCGGUGAGAUUUCAAUAUAAAAAAAAA